UUGCAAUUUACGACAGCAGAGGCCUUCCGUUUAAAUUUCGCAGCGCGUUUGAUUUCCGCUACACAUUAUAGCAUCCACACCUCCUGGAGAGAGCCAGCAUCCGCUCACAUAGGUUACAAUGGGAAUAGAGGAUGAAACGGACCGGACGCUCUUCAUAAGAAAUUUAGACUCGAGAGUGACGGAGGAGCUUUUAUUCGAGCUGUUUGUUCAGGCAGGACCUCUCAUCAAAACCAAAAUUCCCAAAGACGCGGAUGGGAAACAGAAAACAUUUGGUUUUGCCGUUUACAAACACGAGGUGUCGGCGCCGUACGCCAUGCAGCUAAUCAACGGGACGUCGCUGUAUGGGAGAGCCCUUCAUGUGCAGUUCAGAUCGGGCAGCAGUCAUAGCAGCAGUCCAGGGAACUCACAGAACUCAAGUCCUGCAAAUACCCCAAAUCCCCAUGGUCAGAGGACCCCGAUCCAGUUCAGUUCUCCACCAUAUACUCCUCCACCCCAAAUGCAGAGGUCGUUUUCAUCUCCCGAUAACCUGCAGAAGAAUGUCAUGAUGAACAACAUGAUGUGGCAGCUCCACAUGCAGCAGCAUGACCAGUUGAAUGGUGGCUUUUCCAAGCCUCUGCAGAGGCAGUCGCCUGCUGGUGGAAAUUCUGGCAGAGGUGGCUCAAGGCAACACGAUAACGCCCCCUAUCGGCAUCAGCCGUCACAGGUGAACAGCGGUGGCAGAAAUCCACGCUACACAGAUGAACCAAGUUCCGGUUCAUCUGCACGUCAUCAGCAACAGGGCCACAGUCGGGACAACUAUCACCAUCAGAACGACAGGAGUGGCAACCGUCACCAUGACGGCAGAGGUGGCAGCAGGCAUCAUGACAACAGGGGCAGCCGAGGCCACCAAGAUAGUAGAUGGCGACGGUACUGAGACACGUAAAGGAUUUCUUUAAAGACUUUAACUCUUCACAAAUUUGUAAAGAGCUUUCUAAAAAAAAAAAAGAAAAGAUCAUGUAUUAUGUUGACAAAUUCACAUGUAUACUCAGGUUGUUUGUACAUGAUCCUACCAGUUUGGAGAUUUAAUAUCUUAUGCCUUAGAGCCAUUUUUGUUUACUUUUAAGGCGUUUUUAAAUUUGUACACUAUCAUGUGAGCUUUUCCUCACAGAUGUUUUUGAGGGGAAGAACUGUAUUGUCAUGAGAGCAAGGAAAAAAAAUAUCAAGUCAAUUUGAAAGAUGAAGGGAGGGGAAAAAAACAAGUAUUUCCAAAAAAAAAAAAUUGAUAUUGGCAAGUUUUGAAAUAUGCAAAUAGUUUUAAAUGGUGCUCUUAGAAAUUCUUCAGGUACUUUGCAAAAAAGAACAAAUUUUCAGCUAAAGAAUCCACCAGCACCACUUUUACUGGAACAGGGCACCAUCCUUUCUUAAUGUAGGAUUUGUUGACCUUGCUCUUUAUGAAAAUGGGCUUUAUUUUAUUUUUUUAUUCUGAGUGUGUAAUACAAACUGUUUUAAAAUGAACGUUUUCAUUAUUAUAAAGCUCCUUUUGAUUUGA
This is a messenger RNA of Dicentrarchus labrax (European seabass), 1528 nucleotides long. It is a transcript of the gene rbm7, whose product is annotated as RNA binding motif protein 7. Gene Ontology annotation, biological process: regulation of alternative mRNA splicing, via spliceosome. Gene Ontology annotation, molecular function: single-stranded RNA binding. Gene Ontology annotation, cellular component: nucleus. The coding region runs from base 119 to 913 and encodes 264 amino acids. Lineage: Eukaryota; Metazoa; Chordata; Actinopteri; Moronidae. The record is from RefSeq and is a predicted model, not a curated record. The transcript has 5 exons.